Artibeus jamaicensis (Jamaican fruit-eating bat) is the source of this 3746-nucleotide messenger RNA. It is a transcript of the gene PEX5L, whose product is annotated as peroxisomal biogenesis factor 5 like. Bases 37 to 1980 code for a protein of 647 amino acids. Gene Ontology annotation, cellular component: peroxisomal membrane; cytosol. Gene Ontology annotation, biological process: protein import into peroxisome matrix, docking. Lineage: Eukaryota; Metazoa; Chordata; Mammalia; Chiroptera; Phyllostomidae. The transcript has 15 exons. The record is from RefSeq and is a predicted model, not a curated record. Gene Ontology annotation, molecular function: protein binding.
AAUGAAGCCACUGCCACUGGUGCAAAGAAUUCUGGGAUGUGUGACAGUGAAAUGGAUGGAAGGACCCACAUUCCAUCUCUACUUAAUGUCCUUUUGUCCAGAAAUCGGGUCAUGCAAAUGAGCUACUUGAAAAGUAAAGAAAAAGGAUAUGGAAAACUAAGCAGUGAUGAAGACCUCGAAAUAAUUGUUGGUCAAAAGCAGGGAAAAGGCUCUAGGGCGGCCGAUAAGGCUGUUGCCAUGGUGAUGAAGGAGAUACCGAGGGAGGAGUCUGCUGAAGAAAAGCCCCUCCUUACUAUGACAUCACAGCUGGUGAAUGAACAGCAAGAAAGCAGACCCCUCCUGAGUCCCUCCAUCGAUGACUUUCUCUGUGAAACCAAAUCGGAGGCAAUAGCAAGGCCAGUAACGUCCAACACAGCUGUAUUGACCACAGGCUUAGAUCUCCUGGACCUGAGCGAACCCGUCUCACAAACCCAAACCAAAGUCAAGAGGUCGGAGGCCUCGUCGAAAACCUCAUCCCUCAAGAAGAAGGCUGACGGGUCUGAUCUAAUCGGUGCGGAUGCUGAGCAGAGGGGUCAGCCGCCUCGAGGCCCGGAGACGUCAUCCUUAGAUUUAGACAUUCAAACACAACUGGAAAAAUGGGAUGAGGUUAAGUUUCAUGGCGACCACAAGGGCCAUCCAAUGGCAGAGAGAAAAUCAUGCUCAUCUAGAACUGGUUCCAAAGAGCUGUUGUGGUCCUCAGAGCACAGAUCCCAGCCAGAGCUGAGCAGUGGGAAAAGCGCGCUGAACUCCGAGUCGGCCGAGUUGGAGCUAGUACCUCCCACGCAGGCUCGGCUGACCAAAGAGCAGCGCUGGGGAAGUGCCCUGCUCUCCAGAAACCACUCCUUAGAAGAGGAGUUUGAAAGGGCAAAAGCAGCAGUGGAGUCAGAUACAGAGUUUUGGGAUAAGAUGCAAGCAGAAUGGGAAGAAAUGGCCCGGAGGGACUGGAUAUCUGAGAACCAAGAAGCCCAGAACCAAGUUACCAUCUCCGCUAGCGAGAAGGGCUAUUACUUCCACACCGAAAACCCCUUCAAGGACUGGCCCGGCGCAUUUGAGGAAGGUUUGAAGAGGCUGAAGGAGGGGGACCUCCCAGUCACCAUCCUGUUCAUGGAGGCGGCCAUUCUUCAGGACCCUGGAGACGCAGAGGCAUGGCAGUUCCUCGGGAUAACCCAGGCAGAGAAUGAAAAUGAGCAAGCAGCGAUUGUCGCCCUCCAGAGGUGCUUAGAAUUGCAGCCCAAUAACUUGAAAGCUCUGAUGGCUUUGGCUGUGAGUUACACUAACACCGGCCAUCAGCAGGAUGCCUGCGAAGCUCUGAAGAAUUGGAUUAAGCAAAAUCCAAAGUACAAAUACCUUGUGAAGAGCAAGAAGGGAUCUCCAGGCCUCACGCGGAGGAUGUCCAAGUCUCCGGUUGAUAGCUCUGUUCUGGAAGGAGUGAAGGAAUUGUAUCUGGAAGCUGCCCAUCAAAAUGGAGAUGUGAUCGACCCAGAUCUGCAGACAGGUCUGGGGGUGCUGUUCCACCUGAGCGGGGAAUUUAAUAGAGCAAUUGAUGCUUUUAACGCUGCCUUAACUGUUCGACCAGAGGACUAUUCAUUAUGGAACCGUCUGGGGGCGACCUUGGCCAACGGAGACCGCAGCGAGGAAGCCGUGGAGGCCUACACGCGCGCGCUGGAGAUCCAGCCCGGCUUCAUCCGAUCCAGAUACAAUCUGGGCAUAAGCUGCAUCAACCUGGGCGCCUACAGAGAAGCAGUCAGCAAUUUUCUCACUGCCCUCAGUCUGCAGAGAAAGAGCCGGAAUCAACAGCAAGUUCCCCAUCCUGCCAUCUCUGGGAACAUCUGGUCUGCCCUCCGAAUCGCGCUCUCUCUGAUGGACCAACCAGAACUCUUCCAGGCGGCUAAUCUCGGUGACUUGGACGUCCUCCUGAGAGCUUUCAACUUGGAUCCUUGAAGGAAAAGGAAAAUAAUAACAAUAACCCUUUGCCUGUAUACAUCACUGAGAAACGCAAACCUAUUUAAUUUUUCAUUCCAAAAAGGUGAAACCAGACGUUCAAAAUGCCGUGGUGAUAAAACCCAAGGGAAUUCCCACAGACAAUGCCCAGGCUCUGUUUAGAUCCAAAAGCACAACAUGUUGUCUAGAGAGUCAAGGUCAGGCUCGAAAGAAGAAUGAAGAGGCUCAAGACAAACCGAGAUUAAGUGACUAUGUGAAUACUCUUUUCACAAGUUGCAAGCUUAUCUCAAAACAUCUUCGGGUUUUUGUCCCCACUGGUAGCUGAUGACACAUCUAAGGAACGUGCUCAUGGGACACCUGGAGAAAACACUGCCUCAGAUCAGGGAAUUCCAACUAUUUCUGAACUGUCCUCUGAAAUUCCCCCUUUCAGAAAGACUGAACAUAGUCUGGGCCAACGUGCAUGCACAAAUAUUAACUAAAGAGAGGCAUUGCUUAAACCUAUUCCAAUUUUAACUUCUACUGUAGCUUUUUGAUUCCAGAGAGGCUUUGCUGUCAAAAGCAGUUUUUGCACUAGAAACUUUUGCUGUUCCCAAUCAAAACUUUUUGGGGACUGUAUAUAUGCACUUUAAUAUCUUAUUUAUGCCUUGCUGGAGUUUUGUUUUGUUGCUCCAAUUUUUAACUUUGGGGUAAAAGAUUUGAGAACUCAGCCUUGUUAGAUCAGUGGACCAAAUAAAAAUUCCUGAAAAUAGUUUUUUCACAGGGUAGGAUUUUGAAGGAGUGUUUUUCUUAAAAGCAGGUAUGACGUAGGGUAUAAAUAUGCAAACACAGACCUUAUUCACAUGCUGUCUGGGACUGUGUGAAUUUAAGCAGGAGAUAAGAUACUGUGUCUUCAUGCAUUGUCUGCAGGGCAAACGUGUGAUGAUAUCAUGAUUUCUACUGAGUUAACAUUAACUUGUUUAAAUAUCAUAUUUUCCUCGCUCACUAGCUGUUCUGCACACUGAUAUUCCUUUUAAACUGCUAGCAUUUUAAAUAGUAUUUCUUAGGAGUGAUAAACACACGCGUCCUAACGAUUGUGUUUUCUUAGUUCUAUAAUAAUCUGCAUCGCUCACCCUUUUGCAUUCUAAGUGAGAGAGAUCAGUAUUUUCCAGCUGAAUCCCACUGAAUGGCAGAGGUUUCCUCGGAAAGACGUGUGGCCCUAGGGCUCGUUUGGAACAUUUAUCAACUUACCAGGACUUCCUGUUAGCAGUGGUGUUUUAUUUCAUUAAUUACAUUCCACUCGGUUCUUCGGAGUGUUUUGUGCUUGUUGGGGGCUUAGUGAUGGUUUGGACAGACAUAAUUUUUUAAAGGAUUAGAAAAGUUGUUUGUAAAAUGCUGCCCACAAUAUAGUUUCACCAAUGCCCAAUUCUGGUAAUUUGCCCCAGUAAGUUUUCUCAUUCCUCUUCAGUUUGUCUCCUUCCUUUCUCCAAGUCUUGCCCAGGGCACUCCGAUCCCAGCUUUCUUCACAUUCUUUGGUCAGUAAUGGGUGGUUAUACUAACGACUACAGCUACCAAGCAAAACAGCAUAUACAUGAAGACAGUGGAGUUGAUGGGGGAGUGAGCUUCUUUUUGUGAGAGGGGAUCCACGCCCACCCUGAACCAGAGGUGCAGGUGGAAGUUGUCCCCUCUGUUACAUUCGAGAUUCUUGACAUGGGGAGUGGUCUCAGGUGAACAUGAAAUGACAAAUCCUUGAGGCUUACACAUAUAGGGUGUCCAACCUGUGGCCCACA